Molecule: messenger RNA, 1921 nt
Organism: Plectropomus leopardus (leopard coralgrouper)
Lineage: Eukaryota; Metazoa; Chordata; Actinopteri; Perciformes; Serranidae
Gene: zranb2
Product: zinc finger, RAN-binding domain containing 2
Biological process (GO): RNA processing
Molecular function (GO): lipopolysaccharide binding; RNA binding
Source: RefSeq, a predicted model, not a curated record
AGAAACACACUCUGCUAGCGAGCCAGCCAGUGUUAACAGGCACAAAAAUGUCGGGGAAGAGUUUUCGAGUCAGCGACGGGGACUGGAUUUGUCCUGAUAAAAAAUGUGGAAAUGUGAACUUUGCUAGAAGAACCAGUUGUAACAGAUGUGGCAGGGAGAAAACCACAGAGGCAAAGAUGAUGAAAGCUGGAGGAACAGAGAUUGGCAAAACUCUGGCAGAGAAGAGUAGAGGCCUUUUCAGUGCAAAUGAUUGGCAAUGCAAAACAUGCGGCAAUGUGAAUUGGGCUAGGAGGUCAGAGUGCAACAUGUGUAACACACCAAAAUAUGCCAAGCUCGAAGAGAGAACAGGUUAUGGUGGAGGUUUCAAUGAAAGGGAGAAUGUGGAAUACAUUGAACGGGAGGAGUCCGAUGGUGAAUAUGAUGAAUUUGGUAGGAAAAAGAAAAAGUUUCGUGGAAGGAGCAACAGCACACCCUCCACAAAAGAAAGUGAAAAGAAAGAAGCACCAAAAGCUGAAGAUGAUGAUGAGGAAGAAGAUGAAGAUGAUGAGGAAGAUGGAGACCUUUCAAAAUACAAACUGGAUGAUGAUGAUGAAGACGAUGACGAUGGAGAUCUGUCAAAGUACGACCUGGACGCCAGUGAUGAUGAUGACAAGCCAACCAAGAAAAAGGGCAGCCGCUCGGGUUCGUCCCGGUCGCGCUCGUCCUCGCGCUCCUCGAGCUCCAGUUCUCGGUCGAGGUCCAGGUCCCGCUCUAGAAGUUCAUCCAGUUCCAGGUCUGGAUCUCGCUCGAGGUCCCACUCCAGAUCCAGCUCCAGGUCUGGAAAGGGCUCCUCUCCCCGGAAGAGGUCCCGCUCGCCCUCCUCCUCACCUGAGAGGGGACAGAAGCGCAGUCGCUCCAGGUCCUCAUCUGGAGAGAGAAAGCGGAGGCGUUCUAGAUCACGUUCGUCCGAAAGGCGCCGCGGCCACUCGUCGGGAUCCUCCCAUUCUGGCUCCAGUUCAAAAAAGAAAUAACUUUUAUUGCAGCCUUUAAAACAAGAAAAGGAACCUUAGUAGAAAAGUGCAUGUUGUGUUGCAAGGAAAACAACCACAUCAUUUCAGUAUGCUGUCAUUUCCAUAGAAAAGUCUUAUUUCCCUAAAAAAAGAAGAAAAAGACAGCGACAACAGGACUUCUCUCUGCUGUUACCCAUCAUUACAAGCUCCCUUUUUAAAACCACGUACACCCACCAAUCUGUGACAAGUGUCUGUAACUGCAGGUAUCCAAUAACAUAGAUGUUUGGUCCCAUUAGAAAAUCACAUAUACUGUGAAGAGGCUGUAUGCCAUUUUAAACCCAUUCUGCUGAAUAUCUCCGUGGCAGUACAUUUUAUUCUACUCAUCUGAGAGGAAAUUGGAACUAUUAUUUUUGUUUGUUUUUUUGUUUCUUUUUCCCCACGAAAUAUGAGAUUGUGUUACUUUAUUUUUAUAAAUACAUCCUUCUUUUUUUCUUUUUAAAUAAUAGCUGAAGUACUCAAGCACCAAUUUAAAAUAAUGGAGACAUAGGAAUGAAUUGUGGCCCCUUUUGUUUUAUUUUCUUAAUAAAUAUAUAUUUUGCUUUGUGUUUUCAAGGUAAGUAUUUUACUUUUCGAUAUUGCUUGUUUUAACUAAAUGGCGGUAAAUUCAACAGUCUUUGGUUUAGGUGUGUAGUGUUAUUUUCUUUACACAAUUGCAGCCUGCUUUACUAUUCAGAGUUACCUUUCUUAAUUUGUCACUUGGAAAUUUAAUGAAUUCAAGAAAUAACAGAUUUUCUUUGUGUUCCAGAUUAGUUCAUCCAUAAUAAUAAACACCAUACAGUAUGUCCCAAUUUAUGGUCGAAUAUGGCAAUACAGUCUUUUUAUUGGUAAAACAACUCAAAUGUACACGUGUAAAUAAACUCCUGUCAACAUUG